CAGCUUCAGUUUCCAGUGCAUUCUCAAGCAGUUGCCAACGGUUUCUGUCUUACAUUCGUUUUGUUUCUAUCUCGCUCUAGCAGUGCAUUUGCUAUUCAAAAGUUAAGCAAUAUGGCAGAUCCCAAAGCACAGCCAAAAUAUACUAAACUGUUUAUCAACAAUGAAUUUGUUGAUGCUGUUUCGAAGAAAACUUUCGCCACGGCCAAUCCUGCUACGGGCAAGGAGAUCAUCAAAGUUGCCGAGGGCGAUAAGGCUGAUGUAGAUCUAGCUGUAGCUGCUGCCAAGAAGGCCUUCCAUCGCGGCUCCGCCUGGCGCCAGAUGAGUCCACUGCAGCGCACUAAUCUGAUGAACAAACUCUGCGAACUGAUGGAGCGUGAUAAGCACUUCCUGGCUAGCAUUGAGACCCAGGACAAUGGCAAGCCCUUUGCUGAGGCGCUGUUCGAUGUCACCAUCUCCAUAAUGACGCUACAGUAUUAUGCCGGCUGGACCGACAAGUUCUUUGGCGACACCAUUCCAGCAGGUGGCUUCAUUGCCAUGACACGCAAGGAGCCCGUUGGUGUCGUGGGCCAAAUUAUACCCUGGAACUAUCCACUGCUUAUGCUCGCCUGGAAGUGGGGACCUGCUCUGGCCGUGGGCUGCACAAUUAUUAUGAAGCCAGCGGAGCAGACGCCGCUGACUGCACUGCACAUGGCCGCGCUGGCCAAGGAGGCGGGCUUCCCGCCAGGCGUUAUCAACGUCAUCAACGGCUUUGGUCCUACAGCAGGCGCUGCUAUUAGCCAGCAUCCAGAUAUUGCCAAGGUGGCAUUCACUGGCUCCGUGGAAAUUGGACGCAUUGUCAUGGAGGCGGCUGCCAAGUCGAAUCUCAAACGCGUUUCGCUUGAGCUGGGCGGCAAGAGUCCAGUGGUGGUGUUCGAGGAUGCCGACAUUGACUAUGCCGUGGAGACCACACACGAGGCGCUGUUCUCCAAUCACGGCCAGAGCUGCUGCGCUGGCAGUCGCACCUAUGUGCAUGAGAAGAUCUACGACAAGUUUGUGGAGAAAGCCGCCGCCAAGGCCAAGGCACGCAAGGUGGGUAAUCCGUUCGAGCAGGACGUGCUGCAGGGUCCACAAAUCGACGACGAAAUGCUGACCAAGGUGCUCAACUAUAUUGAGAGUGGCAAGCAGCAGGGCGCCAAGCUGCAGGCCGGUGGCAAGCGCAUUGGCAAUGUGGGCUACUUUAUUGAGCCCACUGUCUUCUCGGAUGUAAAGGACGACAUGCGCAUUGCCCAGGAGGAGAUCUUUGGCCCCGUGCAGUCCAUCUUCAAGUUCAGCUGCAUUGAGGAGAUGAUCGAUCGCGCCAACAAUGUGCAGUAUGGUCUGGCCGCUGGCGUCAUCACCAACGACAUCAACAAGGCCAUGAAGUUUGCCAACAGCGUGGACGCCGGCUCCGUUUGGAUCAACUGCUAUGAUGCAGUGCUGCCACAGACGCCAUUCGGCGGCUUCAAGCACUCGGGCAUUGGUCGCGAGCUGGGCAAGGAUGGCCUGGACAACUAUCUGGAGACCAAGACCAUUACCAUGAAGCUGUUGUAAGCUCUCGAUUCUAUCGCACUUUUGUUUAGACUACUGCAUUUUUAUUAAAAACAUUAAAUUAGCAUUUUACAAA
Molecule: messenger RNA, 1642 nt
Organism: Drosophila busckii
Lineage: Eukaryota; Metazoa; Arthropoda; Insecta; Diptera; Drosophilidae
Product: aldehyde dehydrogenase X, mitochondrial
Exons: 5
Coding region: 112-1569 (485 amino acids)
Molecular function (GO): aldehyde dehydrogenase (NAD+) activity
Source: RefSeq, a predicted model, not a curated record